AUGUCAGAGACAAAAGCUAGUGCCUGGCCCAGACCCGAAUCCGUCAUGUGCGAGAAAGAGAUGAAGGCAGAGAUCCUGCUACAUGCUCGUGUUCUAUAUGCCGAGCGUUCUCGUUUUGGUUCACAUUUCGACAUCAUCCACAGCACGACCGACACCUCCAAAGAGCCUUAUUACGAAACGCACCUUAUCGUCAGUGUCCCAUCGGAUUAUUGUCGAGCAGGAGACUGGGAACUUCUCAUCUCGGUCGGCAAGAAUAAGACUUUCGCGGACGGAUUGGAUGCUCUCAUGAUAGAACUUACACAGCGGCUGGGUAAAAUCAUCGGUAAGCACGGUGGCCGAAGACGAAAAGCGCGAGAACUAACUGAGCGGUUCUAUUACAGAGCAGAAGAGAAAGGGCCGUGA
Molecule: messenger RNA, 402 nt
Organism: Alternaria arbusti
Lineage: Eukaryota; Fungi; Ascomycota; Dothideomycetes; Pleosporales; Pleosporaceae
Exons: 2
Coding region: 1-402 (133 amino acids)
Source: RefSeq, a predicted model, not a curated record